AAACCAUCUAUUCCACCGCCUGUUUCGCCCCAUUUCAGUGCGCUCUCUCUGACCUACUCCUCAUUCCUAUCCGCAGCAAUCUCCCUUUUUCUUCAACACCAGCUUUUCUAUUCUUUGUUCACUCAGGUACAGGGUAGAAAUAAACUCGUUUCGAAGUGAAUUAGUGUCUGGGUUUCUCGUCGAACCGCUACUAGUUUGUGAAGAUUUUGAUUCGGUGGGGGUUUUAAUAUACAGGGAGAAAGGAGAAAUGGAGUCGUCGUCCAUAGUGGAAAGAGCGCUCAAGUCCAGUUUCCGCAGCAAGACGGAGGAGGGCCAAUACGUGGCGGUCGAGGACUGCUUGCUCGGUCACGGCGGAGUGUCCUUGGUUGCCUGCAACGACGAUUUCGUCGUCGACGACUGGUUCGACUUCUCGAAUGAGGAUGGAGAGGUUGAAGAAGAAGGAGGAGGAGGAGGAGGAGGAGGAGGAGAUGAGGAAGACGAUGGGGCGGAGGUACCAAAGGACUCCUCUCUCUCUGUUUCUUCGCAAGCGGGCGAUGACGAUUGCUCCAAUCUCAGUUCCUCUCCUUCGGCCUCCAGCGAGCCUAUCUUGACCAGCGAAUUGACUGUUCCGGACGAUGAUGAUAUAGCGGAGCUUGAAUGGUUGUCUCAAUUUGUGGACGAUGAUUCCCUGCCGGAAUUCCCGACUUGUUACCUCCCGGGAAAGUGGGAACAAGAAAGCAGUGCCAAAAACCGGUCUGAACCAGAACCUAGAUCAGUUCUCAUAAGACCGCUCUGUUUUCCUUCACCUGUUCCGGUCAAGACCCGGACCAAACGGACCCGGCACGCGAAGAAGGACCAGCCACCAUCCUCCGAGUCAUCUUCCACAUCAUCGUGCUCUUCGGAGAACUCGUCGAGCUCGUGCCUUUCUUUCACGAGCGUGCUCACGAGCAUGGAAUUUGUGCGCAGCCAGAGCGAACCGGAGAAGAAGAAGAAGAUGAAAAAGACGAGGGAACCGCCGGUUCAGGACGGCCCGGUUCAGUUCCAGAGGCGUUGCAGCCAUUGCCAUGUACAGAAGACGCCGCAGUGGCGAGCUGGCCCGUUGGGCCUGAAGACCCUCUGCAACGCAUGUGGGGUCCGGUACAAGUCAGGCCGGCUCUUCCCCGAGUAUAGACCGGCUUGUAGCCCGACGUUCUCGGUCGAAGCUCACUCAAACAGCCACCGGAAAGUGUUGGAGAUGAGGAAGAGGAAGGAGAUGGCCGGGAAUGGAAUUGAAGGAGGCAGGUUGAAGUUGAACAGGAUGGUCACCAGUUUUUGAAGGGUCUGUUAGGUUAGAAGAAGAGGUCAUUCGAACGGGGUUUCUCGACCCGGUUUAGUGGGGUUCUUUUCUUUUCUUCUCUUCAGUAUUAUACUUUUGUUUUUUUGUUUUUUCUGGAAGUAGCUAUUAUCUAUUAUUUGCUUUUAGGGUAGGUUAGAUUAGACGGAGUUUAGGACUUUUGAUUUACUCAGGAUAUUAAAAUGAUUAUAAGAUUUCGAUUUGGUUCAAAUCAAUCUACGAAAAAUUGAUAUUAUAAUGUUGGAA
Molecule: messenger RNA, 1558 nt
Organism: Eucalyptus grandis
Lineage: Eukaryota; Viridiplantae; Streptophyta; Magnoliopsida; Myrtales; Myrtaceae
Product: GATA transcription factor 6
Exons: 2
Coding region: 248-1294 (348 amino acids)
Biological process (GO): positive regulation of DNA-templated transcription
Cellular component (GO): nucleus
Molecular function (GO): sequence-specific DNA binding; zinc ion binding
Source: RefSeq, a predicted model, not a curated record